AAACGUUCAUUUUUUUCACGAUUCAUUUCAACUCUUCAAAGUUAACAAUUUCGAACUUCUAAAAAAGAAGCUAUGAAAAGAGAUAGUACUGGGACUGCCAUAAUUGAUGUCAAGAAAGAUGUGCCAAAUAGUCAUAACACGCUGUAUAGUCUGUCACCAAGCGUACAGAUUCUAAGUGAAAACCUCACAUCAGUAUCCGGAUACCAGGUGGUUGAGGUGCAGAACGGCGAUGAGAUCCAAGAUUUGGGGACGGCCGAUGGUCUAGCCUACAUACCGAUAACUACGCAUGACAUUAAAAAUGAAAAUAAUAUCAAUGAAAAUUCAGAUGACAAUGGGCCUUUAUACUUUCUGCUACCAAAUGGAACAGCAGUCCUCAAUAGCAACAUUUUGUCCCCAGUAGCAACGACAGCAGCUGCACCACCUACAGUUAGCCUACAACCACAAACGCCACCACAACAAAGGGCAACAACAUCGCUGUUAGCCACAAAUAAUAUUGCAUCAACGUCAUCAUCGUCCAGUACGAGAGUCAUCAAAUUUAUCAGGCCAUCCAUCGAACAGCAGCCUGAGCGGGUGCCAAUCAUGAUUGUUCCUAAAGAUUCCAAAAGAAAAGCUACUCAUAAUGAGGUUGAGAGGCGUCGAAGAGACAAGAUAACAACGUGGAUUGUGCAGCUGGGUAGCAUGCUACCCGCUUCACUUAGCGAAAAACAAAAUGACAGCAAAGGUGAUAUAUUAUCAAAGGUCUGUGAGUUUAUACAGGAGUUGCAAGCAAAGAAUCAACAAUUGAAGGAAUCUAUGGAGCAUCUGAUCUUCAUUAAGCAGGCCUUGGAAGAAACGUCACACGCGUACGCAGAAGCACUGAUGGAAAACAGCUCCAUCAAGUCCAAAUUCAGCGAACUGGGAUUCAGCUGCGAGGUUCGAGUAGUCAAUGAAAAUAUGUUGAUCUGUCCUGAAGAUGGCGAUAAUGACGUCAUCAGCGCUGACAAUAAUAACAACAAUGAUGACACCAACUACCACAACCACAACGUUAAUGACAGCAACUACAGCAGCCACAAUGACAUCAACUACAACGACCACAACAAUGUUGAGGUUGAUGAUGUUAAUGAAACUGCAAAUGACAGUAACAAUAAUUACAUUAAUGUAUUAGUUCAGACGGCAAAUAAUGUUGAAAAUGCUAUGUAAAUAUUCCUGUGUGUGUGUGUGUGUGUUAUAUAUGUAUUCAUGUGCGUGUUUGUGUAUAUAUACAACUUGUUAUUUUGUACAAUGAAACUUGACAAUUGUGAAAUUUUAAACAAUAUCUUAUGCCUAAUGACCUUAAAUUAAGAUAUAUAUAUAUAUAUAUAUAUGUAUAUAUAUAUAAUACAUAUAUAUUGCAUUGUAUAUAUUGUAUGAUAUAUAUAUAUAUAUACAUUUUGAAUAUGUAUAUAUAAUGGUCUCUUUAUAAAAUUUUCAAAUGUCGUUUUGGUUAAUUGACAUUUAGUUUCAAACUGGUUUUAUUUCCUAUUUCUUUUCAAAAUGUGCCUGAAAUUUUUACAAUUGAUUAUAAUUAAUUAAUUGAUUGAUUUGAUUAAUUGGUUAUUUAUGAUUUAAUCUUCAAUUUAUUUAGUAAUUGAAUUUUUUUCUUCUGCAAAAGAAUAGCAGU
Helobdella robusta is the source of this 1639-nucleotide messenger RNA. RefSeq lists its product as hypothetical. NCBI's taxonomy places the organism in Eukaryota, Metazoa, Annelida, Clitellata, Rhynchobdellida, Glossiphoniidae. Bases 73 to 1179 code for a protein of 368 amino acids. The transcript has 10 exons. The record is from RefSeq and is a predicted model, not a curated record. Gene Ontology annotation, biological process: regulation of transcription by RNA polymerase II. Gene Ontology annotation, molecular function: RNA polymerase II cis-regulatory region sequence-specific DNA binding; protein dimerization activity; DNA-binding transcription factor activity, RNA polymerase II-specific.